This is a messenger RNA of Styela clava, 1123 nucleotides long. Its product is annotated as protein PBDC1-like. Gene Ontology annotation, cellular component: cytoplasm. NCBI's taxonomy places the organism in Eukaryota, Metazoa, Chordata, Ascidiacea, Stolidobranchia, Styelidae. The record is from RefSeq and is a predicted model, not a curated record.
CAUUAUUUCUCGUUUUUUUUUUCAGUUCUAGUACUAUAUUUCUAGCCUUGUGUUAGACUUGUAUACUGUGUGUAUACAUAAAUAUAUAUUGAACUAUAAAUAACAGAGAUCUCUAAAAUGGCAGAUGUCGGUUCGAAUCCCUUUGAGGCUUUGAGUGCAGUGAAUGCUUUAUCUCAACCUGCUGACAAGUAUAUUAACGAUUCUAGUAUCGAGCUUGCUUGGGCAAUCAAAGCACAUGAACAUGCAGAAGUAUUUUUCAAUCUCAUAACUUCAGUUGAUCCAUCACAUCUUCGUCUUUGCAGACAGGAUGAUGAUAUAUACAAGAAGUUUCGUGAUCAUUUUCCUGAUUUUAUAAUAGACAAAAUUGCUGAAGAAGAAAUGAAGUCGCCUGCGGCUAAAGAAAAAUGGCGGAAUUUUUGCACCGAAUUUAAAGGAGUGAUUCAAGACUUCAACUUUGGAACAAUGCUUCGUCUUGAUUGUAACGGAAUAUAUGAUUCAGUUAACUCUAUAUUUGUUACGAGAAUUCAGUUUUUGGCGAUUGAAAUUGCAAGAAACCGAGAAGGCUUCAAUAAACAUGUUUAUAAUGCUGCCUGUUUGAAAAAUAAGACCACAGAAGAGAAUAAGGACAGUUAGCACACAAAUCCACUCCAUGUAUCUUUUUCAUGUGAUUUCACUUUUGCGCUCUCUUGCAAUGUUUGUGGGAUUGUGCCUUUCCCUCUCAUGUCAACUGAUACCUGAGAGAUGCCACCUCGUCAUGCCUUGAUAGGAUACAGCUACACAGAUCUGUUUCUCACAAUCUUGUUGUUCAAACAAAGAUCCUUGCCUGCCAGAGUGCACAAGUGUGUCAGGCUGAUCAAUAUACAACAAGAUUCGAUGCUUUUCUGCAAAUAGUAUCUCCUUUACAAUGGUCAAGAUUCACGAAAAGCUGCACAAAGGCUGAUAUCGUUACAACAAGUUUAACUAGGAAUUGGAAAUUUGAGCAACCCAUGAUGCGCAGUUUAAUUUUGUCUCUGUAUAGGCCUAUAUUCUUGGAGAAAUCACUGUUUAAGGUCGUGUGGUCGUAUCUUUCAGUGUUAGGAGGAUAAAUUAUUUUGAACCAAUAAAAUUAUGAUGCAAUGUUUUA